Messenger RNA from Salvia splendens (bonfire salvia), 844 nucleotides. RefSeq lists its product as uncharacterized. Lineage: Eukaryota; Viridiplantae; Streptophyta; Magnoliopsida; Lamiales; Lamiaceae. The coding region runs from base 159 to 611 and encodes 150 amino acids. The record is from RefSeq and is a predicted model, not a curated record. The transcript is spliced from 2 exons.
AUUUUCAUUUUGUAGUGAAGUUAACGGCCCCUUUUUUGGUACUCGCCUUCUUCUUCUUCUUCAACAGACCAACUGUUUAAUUCUGAUCAAUUCAUUUCCCUUCCUCCCUCGAUUGAUUGAACAUAGAAGCAGAAGAUUAUAAUUUAUAAGUAGAAGAAAUGGUGGAUUUUAGGGAGGAUUUGAUAAUUGAGAGCUAUCAAAUCCCAUGGCUGAUUUGGAUCCAACUUCUGAUUACGAUUCUUCUCCUUCUUCUCCUCUUUUUCGGCUUCGCCGCCUUUACUUACGAGGCCACUACUAGCUCCGCCGCCGCCGCCGCCGCCGCCGCCGCAGCGCCGAUAUCUGCUGCAACAAACAACUCCGCCUCUUCCGAUGGAAUAAUUACGGUGGAAGACGAGAGCGCAGGAGGCAGCACAGAAAGUAGUCAAGGGUCGGGCAGAGAAGAGGAGGAUGAAUCAUCUGAAAAAGAUACCACCAUGUUUCUGAGCAUAUUCCGGCAUCCAAAUCACCCUUGCAGCUAUUUUGGGCUGGCGAAACAAGCGCUUUUCAAGUGCUUCGGGUUAGAUUCUAGCUCGGAGAGCUCUGUAAGUCGACAGCGUGAGAAACGCGAUUGAUAGCUCCCUUCUUCGUUCGCAUAGAAAUGCAUAGCUCAGACAUCUCACGCAAAAUUACUAGUGACCUUUUGUUCAAAAGUAAUGUUGCUUUAUUCUACCAUUUUUGUAGCAUAGGUCUGCUAGAUUCAUUUUUUUUUUUGCUGAAGAGAACAUUCCAUGAAAUUAAAUUCGUAAAUUAAAUUUCUUAAUACAUAAAAAAGUAAAGAGAGACUAAAGUUGGAAAGAUUUACUUA